ACAAAUUGUUAAAAUAAAAAAUAGUAUGCUGUUUCUAGAUUUUAGCCAUGUGAAAUAAAACCAUUGCAUAUCGAGAUGUAAUUAAUGCCUUUUUAGACCGCAUUAUAUUGUUUAAAUACAAUGAAAUGAAAGCGAAAGUAGCUGUUAAUGUUAUCUCCCUUUUCAUAAACGUAACUUCCGCUGUCAAUGUAAACUAUCUUCUGCUCGUUAUUUUGCCCACCGUGAAAUGUGUUCGUAAUGUCAUCAUGAGUCAAAGCAGCGUGUUGUCGAGUGCCAGUACGAUCCCCCCGUCAAUUAUAGACCAGGACGACAACGAUUUUAACGACGAACUGUCGCAUGUGAAUGAUUUGUUUUUCGGAAAUGUGGAAUUAAAUGUCGGCGCCGAGUGCUCAGCGGUAACUAGUGGUUCUGAUGAAAGUGACUGUGAUAGUGAAGAUGUGUGUAAUGAUCUGAAUAACAACGAUGAUAAUGACUUUGAAAUUUCUGAUUCUGACAAAAGAGAGGCGCAGUGUGUGCAUGAUUUUUAUGAAAACACUUGUGGAUGCAGCAGACUCUAUGGUAAGCCAUGUAGCUCCAUUGUUGACAGAAAUGUGCUCAAUGAUUACAGAAACGUGUGUUUAGAGACAGACAAAUCUGAACUAGAUAUGCUGAUAAAGGUGCAGCUCUUCCAUCAUAGAAAUAAUUCUUCAGAAACAUCUGCCAAGAAACACAAGACAAAGGAAAGAGAAAGGGUGAGACAAGUUUAUCAUUUUAGUGGAAUCCAGGUGUGUAGAGAGACAUUUGCUUUCGCCCAUGGGAUAAGUAGGAAAACCAUUGAUUCCAUUGCUAGAUUCCUUGAUCAAGAUGGGUUUGGUGCUAGAGUUCAUGGCAACAAAGGUAAAUCCCCUACACAUGCCUUAACAAUGGAGGAUGUGAAGAGAGUCAAACAGUUUCUUCUCAGUUAUGCCAACAAAUAUGGACUUCCCCUACCUGGCAGGCUACCAAAUUUCAGAAAUGAGAAAACUAUUUUACUGCCCUCUGACAAAACCAAAGCAGAAGUUCACCAGGAAUAUUUGACACUUGCUGAUGAGAUGUCAUUGAGAAAGAUAUGCUUAUCUCAAUUCAAAACAGUAUGGCUUGAGCAGUGCCCUCAUAUUUUGAUCAUGAAGCCUGCCACAGACCUCUGUCACACCUGCCAGUCCUUUUUGUCAACUCUUUCAUGCAGCGGCAAUUUGAACGAAGAUGAAAAAGAGGAUAUUCUAUCAAAAUAUCAAGAGCAUGUUGGACAUGUCAAAGAACAGAGGAACCAUUACAGGGAUCAGUGUGCUGCGGCCAAAUCAACAUUUGUCCAACUCACCCCAGAGCAAAAAAUAAGAGGCACCCAGAUAUUUUAUCUUGUGGAUGAAGCUCAGCACUCAAAUAAAGGCGCAAACACUGUGACCAGUAUGCUGCAUCACCAUUUCAUGUACCAUGGUCUUGGUGAAACAGAUGUCAAGCUUCACAUGGAUAAUUGCAGCAGGCAAAACAAGAAUAACACAGUCAUCGGAUAUGGUAUGUGGAGAGUAAUGACUGGUCUCCAUGAGUCAGUGGAAUUUUCAAUGAUGGAAGCUGGCCACACCAAGUUUAACCCAGAUUGGCAUUUUGGGUUAUGGAAUGUUAAAUGGAGGCACUCGAAUGUUGAAACCUUAGCGGAGAUUGCUGCCAGCGUUUUGAAAUCCUCCAGGAAUGGCCACAAUGUCCCGCAGUUGGUGGAUGAUCCUGUUGCUCCUCUCUUCUUUUAUGACUGGGCAACCUUCUUCAAGAGGAUCUUUAAACCAAUACCCAGUUAAAAGUCAUAUCAUCAUUUUAGAAUGGACAAAGAUCAUCCUGGUAUUGUGUUUGUAAGGGAGUACGCAACAAGUCAGGAAGUGGCAGUCAACAUCCUCAAACCUGGUGCAGCAGUUGACCCUACUGUUCUUCCAUUAGUGAUUCCUCCAUCAGGGCUUGAUGCACAAAGACAGUGGUACCUAUUCAAUGAAGUUGCUCCCUAUUGUGUCAACAAGGAAAGCUGUCCAAAGCCAACCAUGCCAAAACCUCUCGUCAAGAUAGACUCACCGUCACUGGCCAGGAAAUGCAGCAAAUGUAAACUGACUGGACACAAUAAAACAACAUGUAGAAUAUAAACUAAGUUAUAUCUAUCCAUUUAAAAUGUGAUGAUACUUCAAUGUUCACUUAAAUAUUGUAUUUGUUCAACUUCUUUUCAUAUUUCUUCAAUAUUGAUUGAUGAUUGGAUGAAUGAAUGGAAGGAUGAAAAUGAAGGAAUGAAUGAAUGAUUGAUUGAAUGCAUAAAUGAUUGUUUUAAUUGAUUAAUUGAUUAAAACAUGAUAUUCAAUUGUUACAAAGUUUCAUAUCUUGAUUUAGUUUUAAAAGUGGUUUAAUUUUUUUAAACACAAAUUACUUUUUCCAUUGAUAAUCAUUUUACUAUGAUCAGU
Molecule: messenger RNA, 2450 nt
Organism: Magallana angulata
Lineage: Eukaryota; Metazoa; Mollusca; Bivalvia; Ostreida; Ostreidae
Exons: 4
Coding region: 126-1808 (560 amino acids)
Source: RefSeq, a predicted model, not a curated record